Molecule: messenger RNA, 2834 nt
Organism: Spirometra erinaceieuropaei
Lineage: Eukaryota; Metazoa; Platyhelminthes; Cestoda; Diphyllobothriidea; Diphyllobothriidae
Source: the annotation of a GenBank genome assembly
AUGUUCCUGGAGCGUCUGCCAGCCGAUGUUCAAACCAUUCUGGCAUCUGGCUCAGAAGAUCUCGCGGUCUCACGGCUAGCCAAUGUGGCGGACAGGAUGUUGGAGGUGCAGCGGUUCCAAACUCUCUCUGUCGCCCAGCUCUCCGUUUCCUCGUUACCGACUCCAAGUGAGCAGAUUGCGACGCAGAUGGUUUCCAUGGCAGAAUAGAUGGCGUCCCUAAAACUCCAGCUUCCACGCUAUACCUCUAGUUGCUCAUCCAGACGACGUCGUUCCCGUUCGCGACCUCGAACAGCCGAUAUUUGUUGUUAUCAUACCAAUUUCGGUCCGAAGGCUCGUCGAUGUUCUUCUCCCUGCUCGUUCAAGUCCAAGCAGGAAAAUCGGUCAGCCAGAUAAUAGACGCGACCGCUUUCUCUGGCUCUUCCGGCUCUCGUCGCACCUUCUACGUUUGCGACAGUAUGACUCGCAGACGUUUCCUUGUGACAUUCGAGCCCAAAUUGGCGUUGUCCCCCAAACUCCAACCGAUCAUUGUUUCCCCAACCCUGAUCUUCACCUCCAAGCUGCCAACCGUUCUUUCAUUCCUUCUUUCGUCAGUCUGCCCCUCGCCCUCGUAAGUAUUUCUCCCGGAUCUUUGUGAUUGCCUAUGUUUCUCAUUCAAUCCUCUGCUCGGACUUUCGAACCGAAUUCGAUCUCCCUGUGGACUGCCGACGAUCCCGACUUCUAGACUGCACAACUGGCCUCCCUGUGCAUGGUUUAACUCGUUUAACUUCCUCCUGCGAUUUAUCUGUCUUGGGUACAGAUAUUCUGUGUCCCUAUGGGGAGCCGCUGCUUCAACACCCGAAGAUGACCAAUCUGCAGUUCCUCAGUCGCGAGGUCCAGCAUGAUGUUGGGCAUCACAUCAAUACUCAUGUGUUCGUUCGGCCUAGGCCAGUAGCACCGGCCCAUUUUCGGGCCGGGAAGGCGGAGUUUGAACAAGUGUGAAUCAUUUGACCCUGUGGCGAAUAUCGUGCCCUCAACAGUGUCACAAUUCCCGAUCGGUGCCCUGUGCCUCAUCUUCAGAAUUUUACUGAAGUCCUUUUCGGCACAGCGGUUUUCUCGAAGAUUGACCUUUCAUUAGAUUCCGGUCGCCCCUGAGGAUAUUCCCAAAGCUGCCGUUACCACACCCCUCGGCCGCUUCGAAUUCAUCCGCAUACCUUUCGGUCUUCGUAAUGCAGCCGAUACGUUCUAGAGGUUCGUCGACCAUGUCUUGCGUGGCCUACCGUUUGUGUACGCCAACAUCGAUGACCUCUUAGAGGUCAGCCGGAAUGUGGAAGAACAGAAAGAUCAUCUUGCCUUAGUGUCUGACCGCCUUGACGAAUUUGGCGUUAUCAUUAACCCCUCCAAGUGCGUGCUGGGUGUGCCUUCGCUCGAGUUCCUCGGCCAUCAGGUCGACUCUGAAGGUUUGCGUCCACUCCCCUCCAAGGUUGAAGCAGUUCGUAAUUUUCCUCCUCCAACUUCCAAGCGUCAGUUACAGCGGUUCCUCGGCAUGGACAAUUUUUUCCGUCGGUUCCUACCGAACUGUGCUGACCUCAUGCUGCCGCUCACCAACAUGCUUUCUGGUCCUAAAGGUCCCCUCGAGCUGACUGGUGAAGCACUGACCGCUUUUGAGAGAAUCAAGAAUUCCCUUGCCGAUGCCACCUUACUCACACAUCCCGCUCCCGAAACUCAGCUGUCUCUGAUGGUAGAUGCUUCGGCCGUAGCCGUAGGUGCAGUCCUUCAACAACACCUUGCUGGUUCGACUCUACCACUUGCCUUUUUCUCCAAAAAGCUCUUACCAGCUGAGACACGCCACAGUACCUUUGGCCGUGAACUACUUGCCAUUUACCUGGCCGUGAAGCAUUUCGGACAUUUCCUUGAAGGUCGUGACUUCACUGCUUUCACUGACCACAAACCGUUGACUUUUGCACUUCUUUCCCACUCCGACAAGUACAAUCCGAGGGAAAUCGCUCACCGUGACUACAUCUCCAAAGUCACCACCGACAUCCGCCACAUUGAUGGCACGAAUAAUGAAGUGGCUGAUAUGCUGUCCAGACCCUCACUGUCUUCCCUCCAACUCACACACGGGAUCGAUCUUUGUGCCAUGGCGGCUGAGCAACAGCGAGUCGGUUGUCCUGGUGACGAGUCUGUUAGUGGUCUCCUUCUCAAAGACGUCCCUCUAACCAUCGGCUCUGGUACCAUACUUUGUGACGUCUCAACUCCCUUUCAUCGCCCUUUGCGUGCUGGGUGUGCCUUCGUUCUAAUUCCUCGGCUAUCAUUUCGACUCUGAAUGCUUGCGUCCCCUAUCCUCCGAGGUUGAAGCAGUUCGUGAUUUUCAUCCCCCAACCUCCAAGCAUCAACUGCAGCGAUUCCUCGGCAUGGGCAAUUUUUAUCGUCGAUUCCUACCCUACUGUGCUGACCUCACGCUGCCGCUCACCACCAUGCUUUGUGAUCCCAAAGGUCCCCUCGAGCUAACUGUUGAAGCACUGACCGCUUUUGAGAGAAUCAAGAUUUCCCUUGCCGACGCAACCUUGUUCACGCAUCCCGCCCCCAAAACUCAGCUGUCCCUGAUAGUAGAUGCUUCGACUGUUGCCGUAGGUGCAAUUAUUCAACAAUACCUUGCGGGUUCGAUUCGACCACUGACCUUUUUACUCAAAAGACUCUUUGCGACUGAGACCUGCCACAGUACCUUUGACCGCGAACUAUUUGCAAUUUACCUGGCUGUGAAGCAUUUCCGGCACUGGCUUGAAGGUCGGGACUUCAUCGUUCUCACGAACCACAAGCCGCAGACUUUUGCUCUUCGUUCCCACUUCGACAAGUAA